AUGAAUGCAUCUAGAUACACUGGUCAGAAGCAUUCGUCUGAAGAAGUCUCCUCUUGCGAAGAAACACUCUCACCCCCUCUCUCUCUCUCUCUCUCUCUCUCUCUCUCUUUAAUCUCUCCUAUUUCAAGAGAAUAUCUAUCUAUCUAUCUAUCUAUCUAUCUAUCUAUCUAUCUAUCUAUCCCAAUUAUUUAUAUCUAUUUAACUAUCUACCUACCUACCUAUCUAUCUAUCUAUCUAUCUAUCUAUCUAUCUAUCUAUCUAUCUAUCUUAUCCAAUCUGUUCAUACCUAUCUAUUUAAUCAUCUUUCUCAUUCCUGAACUUUUUGGCUUUUCUCUGUCUUUUCGCUCUUUAUUCUCUAACCUUAUCUAUCUAUCUAUCUAUCUAUCUAUCUAUUUCACUUUGUUCUUAUCUAGCUUUUUCAAUCUAUUCUUAUUUGUCUAUAUCUUACUAAUUUAUGUCAGUCCUUAUCUAUCUAUCUAUCUAUCUAUCUAUCUAUCUAUCUAUCUAUCUCACUCUCCAUUUCAGUCUGUUUUUAUGUUUUUUUUAUAUCAAUCAAUGGUAAUUUGUCAGUCCAUUCUUAUCUAUGUAAUUCUGUUUAUAUUUAUAUAUCUAUUUAAUCCCAAUCUAUCUAUCUAUCUAUCUAUCUAUCUCUGUUUUCCUCUUAUUAUCUCAGUUUGUUCUUAUCUAUCUCGAUACCUACCUACUUACAUAGUUAGCUCUCGGAUUUUUCCGUAUUGUUGUCUAAUUUAUAUGUAUGCAAAGAUUUCUGAUACGGCGUACAGCCCUUGUUCAACCAUUAGUUCACUUUUUCCUUUGGAAAAAAUCAUAUUCAUCUUUUGCCUUCCUUAUGCAUCCCUGUGUUUCCCAGUGUUUACGUAUGCUUCUUUGCAUUUCUUAUUUAAUUUAUAUUCAUUUGUACAUUUCAGAAUGUGUAGAUAUAUGUAG
This is a messenger RNA of Acanthosepion pharaonis, 945 nucleotides long. Lineage: Eukaryota; Metazoa; Mollusca; Cephalopoda; Sepiida; Sepiidae. The record is from the annotation of a GenBank genome assembly.